UUCGACAGUCUCAAACUCGCUCUCGGCCUAGCCAUAACACAAAAUUUCGGAAUUUUUGGGAAAAAGUCAAUCAAAUUUCUUUAUUUCGGCUGUAUAAAACAAAAUUACAAUAGAGUUCCAGAAUGUUCCGGCUUUUGAGGCACAGGACGCAUCAGAUAGCCAAGGGUGGCUUAAUGCGCGUGCAGCGUGCUACGCCGCUGAGUCUGCCAGUGCGGAGCUUCGGGGAUGACGACUGCAAGCCGGACAUCUGUGUACCGGUACCGGUGGAAACUCGGUGCGGACCCCCAUCCCUGCGGAAGCCCUGUGGAGUCACGCCGAAGAAACCGGAGGAGCCGAAGGAUCUGCCCAAGCCGAAGGCCGUCUUCAAGUCGAUGUGGGACGUAGAGGGUUGCCCGCCGAUUGUCUGCGAGCUUCCCGUUCGGUACGACGUCAAAUACUAUCGGAUAUCGGACAAGGAGAAACGCAAGUACCAGGUCACCUGGAACGAGUGCCCCCGCAUGGUGGUCAAGCCCAAGAAGGUGUGUCUCUACUCGACGAUGGUCCGCCCCAAGCCCUGUCGUCGCAAGCGCAAGGUGAAUCUCAGGGAUGGUGCCCCGAAGAUGCAGAACCCAAUGGAGUGCAUGAAGAAGGCGACAAAAGACGAGUGUCCCCGCGUAACGAUGCCCUGCUGCAAGCCAGCCCGCAUUCCGCCCACCUGCAAGUCCGCAUUUCAGGGGCUAUCAGACUGCAAGAAGCGCCGUACUCCGUACCCCAGCUUCUCCGAGUGCAAGAAGGAUGAGCUGCCUGAGGCACCGCCUACCGAGUGCAAGUGCUUGGACAAUCCCUCCUUGUGCGAAACCUGGGCCGCUCUGAGGCAUCGCCUGGCCCUUGGUCGUGGCCCUGUUAAGAAGUGCGGAGAGCCCUAAACUAACCAGCCAUUGAGCGGGCCUUGAGACUGAGAUUGAGACUAAGAAAUUUUUUUUUUACUUUUGCCUGAAUAAACACCAACUCGGCCUCA
This is a messenger RNA of Drosophila obscura, 997 nucleotides long. RefSeq lists its product as uncharacterized. The record is from RefSeq and is a predicted model, not a curated record. NCBI's taxonomy places the organism in Eukaryota, Metazoa, Arthropoda, Insecta, Diptera, Drosophilidae. The transcript has a single exon. Bases 123 to 905 code for a protein of 260 amino acids.